AUGCCACCACGAUUAUCCCGAGAUAACAUAUAUGCAGCUUUAAGUACAAUCGAUUUGACAGGUUUACAAAAAAAUAUAUAUGGACCCGACAACAUUAUAUCAACACCGUUGAAGGAACAAUUUGUUUCAUCGAUUUUGCAUGUGUCUGCAUUGCCAAAUAAACUUUUACAAACACCAACACGUAAUCAAUCAACAUCUGUUAUUAAUGCUUCGUAUAAUGAAUCAAAAAUGAUUCCAGCUUGCUUACCAACUCCAAAUCCGUCGUCACCUAAUUUUGUAUCACGAUUUCGUGCAGAUGUAGUACAACUUGUUGAAGCAAGCAAUAUUCAUAAAUAUAGUGAUACUUGUUAUAAAUAUUGGAAUACUAAUAAAGAUGAUAAGAAAAGUUGUCAGAUGUGUAUGCCACGCAAAAAAAAAAUGAAUACAUCAGAUUUCAAGUAUUCAUCCGAAUCUGCAGCAUCAGUCGAAAAAAAUGCUAAUCGAAAAGGUCGACCAUACAAUGAACGCUUUCCUUUUCAACAACAGCAUUCACAGGCAACAACACAUUUAAUGAUGAAAUAUAGUCAACUUCAUGUACCUAUUCUUUACGGCCCUCAGAUUCCUCGACAAGAUCGUGAUGACACUCGAGAACGAUAUUGUCGAGCUCUUCUCACACUCUUCGUACCCUGGAGAUCCGUCACUAAUCUCUGUGAUACGAAUCAAACAUGGAAAGAUGCCUUCAAAUAUCGGCAACAUCUUAUUUCUGUUCAUUCAUGGAAGAUUAUAGAAAAUAUUCAAGUUUUGCACGAAUGUAAAAAGGAUCGUGAUGAUAAUUUACUUCAAGUUAUUGCUGAAGCUCAAGUUGACAAUGAUGCUAUCAAUCCUGUGCUUUUGCCAGCAAAACAUGAUGUUCAUGGCGAAUACGACAUGGAUGACAGCGAUGACUUCCUUGAGUUAUUAGGCAAUUUAGAUGAAUAUACAACUGCUGCAGUCAAUACCACAAGAAAAACAACAGAAAAUAAAUAUAUUGAAGAAACUAUAGAAGCAGUCGAGAACGUUGGACGAUUUAAUCAUACGAACACAUAUUAUCAAUCUUCUUCAGAUAUAUCAAUUGAUCGUACUAAUCGACAACUUAUACCAUUCCCUUGUGCAAUACCUCAUCUUGUUCAACUCAAUACAAAAUGA
Rotaria sordida is the source of this 1164-nucleotide messenger RNA. Lineage: Eukaryota; Metazoa; Rotifera; Eurotatoria; Philodinida; Philodinidae. The record is from the annotation of a GenBank genome assembly.